Messenger RNA from Durusdinium trenchii, 1047 nucleotides. Lineage: Eukaryota; Dinophyceae; Suessiales; Symbiodiniaceae. The record is from the annotation of a GenBank genome assembly.
AUGACUUGGAGCUUCUUGCCACAUUUACUUUGCGAGUACUUUACAGAAGAGCAAGCAGGUUAUCGUGCUGUCUUGUCGUGUGAAGCUAGAGAACCAGCUUUCGUGCACUUGCCUCGAUUGAGAAGGCAGAAGAGUCUCUACCAGCUGAUUUGCGCAAGGUUCAUGCCUUCCGAACUUGUGCAUCACUUGUGGCUUUGGCUGCGCCGAGUUCAGAGCUGCACGCUCAGCGCAGGGUGGCUCACAAUCGGCUUUAUGGAGGUGGUGGCCGAAAUCCGCAUGCAGAUGAAAGCUUUGGGCUUCGAGGCGGACAACACGACCAUCUACCAGCUCAUUAGUGAUAUGGACACUGAUGGCUCUCAGAAUCUGGAAUUUGAGGAAUUCGUGAAGAUAUUGCAGGAUAUGGAUAUUCACUCUGUAAGGUAUGCAACGAGGGACAACAUGCAGGAGGUCUUUGACUUUCUUGAUGACCUGGAGCCUCAGAGAAGGGACAAGAAGAUUGACUCUUCCAACUUGAAGCGCAUCGCACAAGUGCUUGGGGAUCAGAUCUCUGAUGCGGAGAUAGAUGUCAUGAUCGAAGAAGCAGACCGCGGUGGAAAGGGAUAUGUGACUGCAGAGGACUUCUAUGUGAUGAUGGCUGCUGAAGCAAGGAGGAUGAAAGAGCAAAAGGAUGUGCACCCCCAGCCGGAAGACAAAUUGGAGAGACGACACUCAAGCAAGGCAUCCCAGCGAUGGAAGAAGGCCCUGAUCAGUGACAAAGUCGACAGCGUGCUCGGGGAGUGGAAGCAAUCAUCAGAGAAACAGGCCCAGGCGGCUGAAGAAAAGAAGUUCCACAAGACGAGGGCCUCGCUGACUGUUGUCACAGACGCAGAUGGAAGGUCCUCCAGCAAGAAGAAGGAAGCAGUCUCACACACGCAGGCUCGCAAUCGAUCUGGCAGCAGGGACGGUGGACAAAAGAGGAGGCCUAGUGAGGAUGGUGGACACAAGAGAAGACCAAGUGGCCAGGAAGCUAGGUCCGCCAGCCCCGCCAACAGCCGAAAGUCCACCUAG